Molecule: messenger RNA, 444 nt
Organism: Sphaerulina musiva SO2202
Lineage: Eukaryota; Fungi; Ascomycota; Dothideomycetes; Mycosphaerellales; Mycosphaerellaceae
Exons: 2
Source: RefSeq, a predicted model, not a curated record
GCCUCGAAACCUUUUGACAUUCCUCCAGUCAUUCACUUCCGCUCCACGAGUAUACCGACCGUUACGACGCCAGUUGCAGAAAAAGAAGGCAUAUCGGAGGAUGGACCAAUAACCACGGAGACGAAACGGGAAAAGGCGCGUUCGCUAUACUAUAAGACUAUACACCCUGGCGCAUUGAGGCCAGCAAGUCGCACACUCCCUCGCCGGACUCGGUCAAGAUGUGGGACGGAUUUCUUCUUCUGCUCUUGUUGAGCGCGGUUAUGGCUGGCGCCUCGUUCGCAGCCGGCAUCCUCCCACUCUCCUUCGCCCUCACACCGCGACAGUUGCGCCUCAUCACAUCCUUGGGCACGGGAGUCUUGGUUGGGACCGCGCUCAUAGUCAUCAUCCCAGAAGGAGUAGAAACGCUCUAUGCAGCGAGCGGAACACAUAGUCGGGAUACUCGGA